This is a messenger RNA of Colletotrichum truncatum, 987 nucleotides long. RefSeq lists its product as uncharacterized. Lineage: Eukaryota; Fungi; Ascomycota; Sordariomycetes; Glomerellales; Glomerellaceae. The record is from RefSeq and is a predicted model, not a curated record.
AUGUUCACCUUUCGACCUUGGAUCCUUCCUUGGAUUGCCUUGUCCACGAUGGCAUCCAAAAUCGCCAACGACUCAUUGCCUCUCCCGAGUCAAUUGGUUGCUCAAGUCCCCGGUGCCUGGUUCGAGAAUCUGGCUGUUCGCUCCAAUGGCAACAUCUUAAUCACAUCAUGCUAUCAGCCGAAUGCGUCUGUUUAUGAACUUUCAAAUCCCAGAGCAGAAUCUGCAUCGCUCCAACUACGUUUCACCAUCCAGACUGUCAACGGGCUUUUAGGCAUCACCGAAACAUUUCCCGAUGUUUUCGCGUUCGUCGGCAGCAACAUUAGCUUCACAGCUGGCGGCGAGAGGGGUGCCGCAGCCCUCUGGACUAUCAAUUUUAACGAGGAACUCUCACCGAGCCCAAGGUUGAUCGCCCAUCUCCCCGAUGCCAUCUUACUAAAUGGUGCAACAAGCGUUCCUCAGAAUCCUCAAAUCGUUCUUGUAGCCGACUCUAUACGAGGCCUAGUCUGGCGUGUCGACAUCACCAGUGGGGCUGUCAGCAUCGGUGCUGAGGUCCCUGAAAUGGGCGCUGAUCAAUCCAAGGGGCCAGUCACAGCCAUUAACGGGCUCAAGAUCCACGAUGGUUACCUGUGGUGGAGCAGCCUCGUCGAGAAAGCGUUGUACAGAAUUAAGAUCACAGAUGAAGGCAGGGCUGUUUGCGGUGCUUCAGCUGAGAAAAUGGCAUCCCUUCCAGCCUCGGCGGCUGACGAUUUAACCUUUGGCCCGAAUGGAGAAUCCAUCGCCUGGGUUGCUACCAAUCGGGGCAACAAGAUUGUCGCAGUUAAUCCAGACGGAGAGAUCGUAACGGUUUCUGAAUCUGCGGAUAUUGCCGCGGCCUCAGCUUUGCAGUUUGGCCGGACCAAACUUGACGAGAAGAUAUUGUACACGACCACCGCCGCUGGGAAUAUCGUGGCUAUUGAUACAUCAAGCUUAUUUGAAGAGGCUGUAUAG